This is a messenger RNA of Photinus pyralis (common eastern firefly), 2080 nucleotides long. RefSeq names its product transcription factor cwo (gene cwo). The transcript has 6 exons. The coding region runs from base 459 to 1712 and encodes 417 amino acids. Lineage: Eukaryota; Metazoa; Arthropoda; Insecta; Coleoptera; Lampyridae. The record is from RefSeq and is a predicted model, not a curated record. Gene Ontology annotation, cellular component: nucleus. Gene Ontology annotation, molecular function: DNA-binding transcription factor activity, RNA polymerase II-specific; RNA polymerase II cis-regulatory region sequence-specific DNA binding; protein dimerization activity. Gene Ontology annotation, biological process: anterior/posterior pattern specification; regulation of circadian rhythm; regulation of neurogenesis.
ACGAUUAAUCGCGCCCUUAUUUUCUUUUACUCCACCUGCUCGGACCCGCACUUUUCCCAAUCGCCACAGCUUGCCUAAACUGCGCGCCGAAAAGCGGAAGGAGAAAACGAGCGAAUGUCGCGAAUUGCCUUCCGUUAAUCCGCAAAUAAAAAAAGGCAGGAAAGAGAAAGACGGUAGGAAAACAUUGAAUGAAUCGAUUAGGGGCACCUCACGUGUCCUCCAGCGUGUGGCAGCGGCAAUAAUCAGUUUUCUACCGACACACAACUCGCGGGUAAAAAGCAUAUUUACUUCGAGCGUUCUUGCAGCCGCAUCUCUGCGCUAAAUUGCAAUAUACCGAUUUUUUUUCUACUUUUAUAAUCGUCGAGUGAUCAAUUACACAAGACAAAUAAAGAGACCGGUUGUGAUUUUUCAAAAUUUAAGAAAGUGCGUCGUUGUAUUUUCGCUUCGGUCCUUUCGAAAUGAUGAUGGAUUUGUCGCAACCGCAUACAUUUUGGGAAGAAAGCGCUCACGUAAAAUACGAGGGGUCCAAUUCAAACGAAGAGCAUCCACGUUUAAAGGACGAAAGGGGGUUAUAUUCUUGUUGUGAUGGGAAUUUCAAUUUCGCAACCGCGCCUUGCAGUGAAGACGAAUUAGAAUACGGCAAUGGUUUAUACAAAAAGAACAAAGUGUCAAGACAGGAUCCCAUGUCGCAUCGUAUUAUAGAAAAACGAAGAAGAGAUCGCAUGAACAACUGUCUGGCCGACCUAUCUCGCCUUAUACCGGCGGAAUAUCUGAAGAAGGGAAGGGGGCGCAUAGAGAAAACGGAAAUAAUCGAGAUGGCCAUCAAGUAUAUGAAACACUUGCAGCACUUACACGUCGCCUCCUCCGAACACUACAGACUAGGCUACCAGGAAUGCAUGUCGGAGGCGAUGCGAUUUCUGGUCGAGGUUGAGGGUCACUUUCCGCGCGAGGCGAUUUGCAUUCGCCUACUGACGCAUUUGCAAAAACACUGCGACACGCUUUCGAGAACUACGCAAACGUUAUCGCCUCCCGAGCUCGUUGAAAAGGUCGAGGAGAAAAAGAUCAACGAGCAAAUUGACUUGACCAAAGGCGUCCAUUCGCCGCCUUGCGAUCAGUUCGCCCUUAAGAGCUCCGAGUCGGACGAGAAACAUUCCGAUGGUUCAGCUUCUUACAAGUACAAGAAUGACAUUAAGUUGAGGUUUUCGCAGGAUCUGAAUAGCGCCACCAAAAAACUUAAGACCUCUGCGAACAGUAUUAGAAGAGUCUCAGAUACCAGUACAGAAAAUCAAAGUUCCGUCUAUAGCUCGCCACACAGCAGCAACGGCGACCUCUCGACGCGCGUCCCAUCCGAAGGUGAUAUACCGACCAAUAUUUCACGCGGCUACCAGCCAAAGAGCGACUCAAGCGUGACCCCCGCGACUCGCUCCAACUACCUAAACGGCAACCAUUACCCUCACGACAACAAAUACAAGAUCGAAAUAAAAAACUUCAAUAUUCCGAUAUUCGUCUAUCACGCGAAAGGUUCAUUUUAUAUACCGCUCACGGUCGAUUACUUUACCCUGCUCCCGUUCCUGCAUAACUACAAUUUGAUGGAAACGUUCGCAAAUGAUCAAGAUAUCGUCCUGCAUCCGGUGUCGAUCAACGUCAGUUACCAUUCGAAUUGUACCACGGUAAAAUAUAAAUCUCACUUUUCGCCAACGUGGCAUCAGUAAAAGUGGCCGUAUAGCGAAGCAAGGCUGUGAUAUGAAGGGAACUUAAAAGACUGACGGUUGCCCUUAGCAUCGCCUUUCUGUUCAAUGGCAGUGAAAUAAAAUAACAUGUACUGUAGUAGGUAUAGGUGUAAGUUGUACCAGCUUUUAUAGGCUUUAUAGUAUUAAUAAGUUUUGUGUUACGUUCCAGUAUUGAUUCGAAUCGAUUAUCUAAAUUAACGGACUUAUUGCAAUAAUCGACUUGGAAGAUUUAAUACAUAUCUUAUAAUUAUAAGCAAUGGUUAAACUGCAACAAUGUAAAAGUUUUUAAUGUUCGUUCUUAUUCAAUGUUAAGGAAAGAGUUUUGUAAAUAAAAGUGUAUUUUGAAAUAA